AUGGGUUCUUUGGGAGCUCCACAGCCACUGGAGACUUCCAGCGAACGGUGUUGCAAUCUCGAUCUAGAAUGUAUUGUUGGGAGGACCUGCCUCGGCCGUCCGGCUUCAAAACGCACGCAAAGAAAACUUCCUCAAACCCGAAGCCUGGCAAACCCCGAGUCAUUCAAAUAUAAAGACAAUGAAAUACCUGCUGCACUCUCUGGUUUGGAGAUAAAAGAAUAUUUGUUCUCAGACGUUGCUGAAGACGCGGUAACUCCAUUGCAUCCCGGUACCAAUCCCGAAUCAAUUCAGCGACCAGGCAAAGGCAAUGUAUUUCAAUCAAUGACCGAAGCCGGUUCGUUCAUAUCUUUAGUUCUAAGUAAUGACACAGAAUUUGGCAGUAAAAUCACUCAUGCCACGUCAAGCUGGAGUUUGGUCUGGCAUAGAUUCUUUCUUCCAAAGACACCUACUCUAGUAAACCUGAGAAACCGACUAAUCGCAGAGGAAGUCUCUGCUACCAACCCUGCCACAAACCUCCUUUUUGCCCUUCUUUGCUUGACAGCAUUCGAAAUUGCGGAAGGGUUUAUUCGGCAAUAUCCACAAGUAAAGAGCCUUCAACUUGCCGUCUCAUCAUAUGGGCAAGAGUUUCUUUUCUGGCCACCGACCCAUCGCGAUUCUAUCGCUGUCUGCCUUUUCAUUGCAGAUUUUAGACCAGCAGCCUUAGAUACCUCACAAUUUGUUGCAUACCGGACGGUCAAACCUGACUAUCACAUUUGCCGACAGAAUUGCAGAGAGACUUGA
This is a messenger RNA of Penicillium macrosclerotiorum, 780 nucleotides long. RefSeq lists its product as uncharacterized. The transcript is spliced from 2 exons. Lineage: Eukaryota; Fungi; Ascomycota; Eurotiomycetes; Eurotiales; Aspergillaceae. The record is from RefSeq and is a predicted model, not a curated record. Bases 1 to 780 code for a protein of 259 amino acids.